AUGCCAGGGUCCAAAAGCCAGGCCCGCAGUGGGGAGUGGAGGCCAUCAGGGCAGGGAACAGCUGUGGGACAGAGCUCCCUGGCCAGCCUGGCAGGGCAUGCUACACCAGACAACACUGACACCAUGCUGGGACUCCAUGUCCUCCUUUGUGGUCCCACAUGGGCACCCACAGGCACCGGGGAGCUGCGACUGGUUGACGGAGGCAGCCGCUGCGCCGGCCGGGUGGAGGUGAAGCACGAGGGCCAGUGGGGCACCGUGUGCAGCUAUGACUUCAUCUGGGAUGUCCGUGGGGCCUCCGUGGUCUGCAGGCAGCUGGGAUGUGGCACCGUGGCAAGGACUUCCCCAUACAUGCCGUUCGGGGCAGGGGCUGGCCAGAUUUGGCUGCAACCUUUUCUAUGUCGUGGCAGUGAGACAGCACUCCACCACUGUCCCCACUACGGCUGGGGCCAGCACUACUGUGGCCAUGACACAGAUGUUGGGGUGACGUGCUCAGAUGCUGUGGAGCUCAGGCUGGUGAAUGGAGGUGGUCCCUGUGCAGGCAGAGUGGAGGUGAAGCUGCGGGGCCAGUGGGGAACGGUGGCAGAUGACGUAUGGGACAUGGAGGAUGCCGAGGUGGUGUGUCAGCAGCUGGGCUGUGGCUCGGCCAAAAGCGCCCAUGACUCGACCCACUUUGGGAGAGGGUCUGGACCUACUCAACUGGCUCUUGUGGACUGUCGCGGGGAUGAGUCUGCACUCUGGGAAUGCACUGUCCCGGGAUGGGGGCCAUACCCUGGCCCCCAUGACUGGGAUGUUGGUGUGGUCUGCCAAGGGUUUGUGCGGCUGGUUGGCGGGGACUGCACCUGCUUGGGCCGCGUGGAGGUCAGGCAGGGCCGAGGCUGGGCCACCCUCUGCAAGGCCCACGUGGACCUCAACACCGCCCACGUCAUCUGCAAGGAGCUGGGUUGCGGAGCAGCUCUGGCCAUCACUGGGGCAGCACGCUUUGGGGCAGGAGCUGGGCCCAUCUGGGACGGGGGCUUUGAGUGUGCAGGCAACGAAUCCCUCCUGUCUGCUUGCACCCGAAGGCUGCCCCAUGGCCAGGUCUGCACCCACGCCAGCGACGCUGCCGUCAUCUGCUCCUCCUACACGGGCUUCAGGCUGGUGAACGGCAGCACAGAGUGCACAGGGCAGGUGGAGCUGGAGGCACGCGGCACCUGGGGCUCCCUCUGCGAUGCCGGCUGGGACAUGCCCGAUGCCCAGGUGCUCUGCCACCACCUCGGCUGCGGCUUUGCCACCUCCGUGCCCCGUGGAGGGUGUUUUGGGACAGGGAGCGGCCCGCUGUGGCAGGACACAUUUCACUGCAGUGGGACCAAGUCCCACCUGGGAGAGUGCCCUGCCACGGUGCUGGGGAUCCCUGCUUGCUCACCGGACCACGCUGCCGCAGUCAAUUGCUCAGGUGGCACUGAACCCCUGUGGCUGGUGGAUGGGGAGAGCCGCUGCGACGGACACCUGGAGGUGGCCCUGGGUGGGGCCUGGGGCCGAGUCCUGCCACAGCAGUGGGAUGACAGCAGUGCAAGCGUGGUGUGCCGGCAGCUCCAGUGCGGCACGGUGCAGAAGGCCUAUGCUGCCCCAGUGCUGGGGCCAGGCUCGAGCCCCCUGGGGCUGAGCGGGCUCCGGUGUGUGGGCACAGAGGCUCGCCUGGCCCAGUGCAACUCCACGCUGCCCAGCGCCGUGCCGCCGGACCACGCCGAGGAAGCGGCAGUUGUGUGCUCGGGUGAGUGUGCCGGGAAGGGCCCCGGAACACUGUGGGGGCCCGAGCGGCUGCCCCAACCCAAGCUGUCUCUGGCUGCAGGGAGCCAGCGCGUGCGGCUGGUGAGUGGCCCUGGGCGCUGUGCUGGGAGAGUGGAGGUCUACGUGCAGGGGACCUGGAGCCGCGUCUGCGAGGACACCUGGGACCUGUGGGACGCCGCUGUCGUCUGCCACCAGUUGGGCUGCGGCGAGGUCCUGGCAGUGCCCGGCUCGGCCCGCUACGGCCGGGGCUCGGGGCCAGUGUGGCUGGGUGCUGGCGCCUGCUCCGGGGCCGAGGCGACACUCUGGGACUGCCCAGCCCCGGCACCAGCCCCAGCCCUGGCCCCGGGGCAGCGUGGCUGUAAGGAGGGUGCUGGUGCGGCAGCCAUCUGCUCAGAGCUCACAGCCCUGCGGCUGGCAGGCGGCAGCAGCUGCACCGGGCGCCUGGAGGUCUUCUACAACGGGACGUGGGGCAGUGUGUGCGCCAACGGCACCAGCCCUGCCACAGCCGCUGUGGUGUGCCAGCAGCUGGGCUGUGGGGCUGGGGGCCGGCUGUCACCUACACCCACAACCACACAGGGCUCAGGCCCCGCGUGGCUGGCCUGGGUGCAGUGCGAGCUGGGGGCCGACUCCCUCUGGCACUGCCCCUCGGCACCCUGGCAGCUGCAGCCCUGUGACUCCCCUGGGGACACCCACAUCUUGUGCGACAGGGAGCCUGGAGGUGCUCACAGGACCCACGCGGCAGGGGCUGGAUCCAUGCCGGUGCCCACCAUGCUCUGCAUCGUCCUGGGCACCCUGCUCUGCCUGGCCGCGGGGACCCUCACUGUGCAGGCAUGGCGCGCCAUGGCUCAGCACAGAGGCCCUGGCAGAGCCACGGAUGCAAUCUCUGAGGCCGUCUAUGAGGAGCUCGACUACACCCUGACACCGGAGUACCAGGAGACAACCCUGCCCAGGCACGACCUCCCAGAUGGGUACAAUGAUGCCGCGGCCACGCUGCGCCCUGGAGUGGCCCCUGCUCAGGGGCCGAGCAAGGAAGGUGUCUCCGAGGCAGUGGGGCUGGGAGUGGGGAGCCCACCCUCGCUGAGCCACCUGGAGCUGCCGGGAGCUGUGACAAACGCCCUAGCCUCAGCGCCUGGGGACAUGGGCUACGGCGACGUUGGCGUCAGCAGCCCCGGGACAUCGCUACACCCCUGCACUGCUCUGGCACAACCCUCCCCAAACGGGUACGGUGAUGCUGCGGCCGUGGUGUACUCAGGAGAGGCCACUGCUCCGGGACUGAGCAACGGAGAUGUCUCCGAGCCGGCGGCACUGGGAGAGACUGCCACAGAGCAAGUGCUGCUCUGCGGAAAGAGCCAAGCAUUGGCAGUGAGGCCCGAUGCAGCACUGGUGGAGCAGCUGAUAGGCUUCCUCUCCUCGCUGGAGGUUUCCCUUGCUACUGUCGAGCUCCCUCGGAAGGGCAGCACAGCACUCUGGGGUAUCAGCCACUCCUCCUGGUUUUUGAUCAUCAGCACACUUGCUGUGGGUGCACUCUGUCCCUUCGUCCACGUCACUGAGGAACAAGAUGAACAGUACUGCACCCAGCAGGGACCCCUGGCAGACACCGCUAGCUUGCUAGCUACAGGCCUCCAACGAGACUUUGUGCUGCUCAUCACAACUCUCUGA
Messenger RNA from Dromaius novaehollandiae (emu), 3426 nucleotides. Its product is annotated as antigen WC1.1-like. The record is from RefSeq and is a predicted model, not a curated record. Bases 1 to 3426 code for a protein of 1141 amino acids. Gene Ontology annotation, molecular function: serine-type endopeptidase activity. Lineage: Eukaryota; Metazoa; Chordata; Aves; Casuariiformes; Dromaiidae. Gene Ontology annotation, cellular component: plasma membrane. The transcript is spliced from 13 exons. Gene Ontology annotation, biological process: zymogen activation.